GAUCGCAGCACCCAGCGCCAAGCGCAGCGCAGCACCGCGACAGACGGCAGGAGCACCCAUCGACGGGCGCAGCUGGAGAGAGCCCAGCAUAGAGAGGCGGGCUCAAAACCGAGAACCCUGCCGGGCGGCAUCCCCCGGCCGCCGCACGCACAGGCCGGCGCCCUCCUCGCCUCCCUGCUCCCCACCGCGCCCCUCCGGCCAGCAUGAGGCUCCUGGCGGCCGCGCUGCUCCUGCUGCUCCUGGCGCUGUGCGCCUCGCGCGUGGACGGGUCCAAGUGUAAGUGUUCCCGGAAGGGGCCCAAGAUCCGCUACAGCGACGUGAAGAAGCUGGAAAUGAAGCCAAAGUACCCACACUGCGAGGAGAAGAUGGUUAUCAUAACCACCAAGAGCAUGUCCAGGUACCGCGGCCAGGAGCACUGCCUGCAUCCUAAGCUGCAAAGUACCAAGCGCUUCAUCAAAUGGUACAACGCCUGGAACGAGAAACGCAGGGUCUACGAAGAGUAGGGUGGACGAUCUUGGAAAGAAAACCUCCAGGCCAGUUGAGAGACUUCAGCAGAGGACUUUGCAGAUUAAAAAUAAAAGCCCUUUCUUUCUCACAAGCAUAAGACAAAUUAUAUAUUGCUGUGAAGCUCUUCUUACCAGGGUCAGUUUUUACAUUUUAUAGCUGUGUGCGAAAGCCUUCCAGAUGUGAGAUCCAGCUCUCCUGCGUACCAGACUUCAUUACAAGUGGCUUUUUGCCGGGGGUUGGGGGGUUGGGGGUGGGCCCAAGCCUUUCCUUUUUAAAAUAAGGGUUUUUGUAUUUGUCCAUAUGUCACCACACAUCUGAACUUUAUAAGCGCCUGGAAGGAGCAAUCAGUAUGGUUCAGGCAAUUCAUUGCACUGUUGCUCCGGUCCAGGCUUUCGAAGCUUCCCCUCAGAGAGCCUGGCGCCUCAGCACAGCUGCCACAGGCUCUCCUGGGCUUAUGACUGGUCAAGAGUUUCGGUGUGGCUCCACCAUGGCCCCUGUUGCAGGGCAAUUGGGAACAAGUCCUUCUGCAUCUGUGCCUAGAGGAACUCAAUCUACUUCCCAGGACGAGCUUCAUGCCCCCACCCCAGCCCCACCCCCACCCCAGCUCAUUCCCCUAUCCCAACCAGGCAAGCGAUCCUUAAAGGAGCUGGGUCUUUCUCUCGAAACCUCUGAGGGUUUCUGAAAGGCUCACUGCUUUGGUAGAUGAUGCUUCUGAAGCAUCAGAAGCCCCCGGCAGCGUGAGAAAACUGUGUGGAGGAAAAGGGGAAAAUUCAGGACUCAAUGCAUGACAUCCAGCCAGAGCUACACAUCCUACUGGCAUGGGGAGACCCACGUAGCUCUGUUCCCCUCGCCCCCACAGAAAGCGCACUCCCCCUUCGGUGCAUAUGCAAACAGCGAGGUCCUCUUUUGGAGUUAGGAUGACCCUGCACCCUCUCCUGUGUACAUAUUGCUUCAGUACCCGCCCCUGCCACACGCUGCCCCUCAGUAGAGGCCGCACUGGACGGCUGUGAAUCUGCUAUGUAAGUGCUGAGAUUCAUGAGUGCUGCAUGCGGGUUUCAUGUUCUUUCUAAGAUGAAAAAGAAAGUAAUAAAAAUAUAUUUGAAGUUACCAAAA
Rattus norvegicus (Norway rat) is the source of this 1620-nucleotide messenger RNA. It is a transcript of the gene Cxcl14, whose product is annotated as C-X-C motif chemokine ligand 14. The transcript is spliced from 4 exons. NCBI's taxonomy places the organism in Eukaryota, Metazoa, Chordata, Mammalia, Rodentia, Muridae. Gene Ontology annotation, biological process: immune response; cell chemotaxis. The record is from RefSeq and is marked validated. Gene Ontology annotation, cellular component: extracellular region. The coding region runs from base 204 to 503 and encodes 99 amino acids. Gene Ontology annotation, molecular function: chemokine activity.